AUGGUCAGAGAGAUCGAUCCACCUUUGAUUCAGAAAGAAUUCCUGCUAGCUGCUUUGGCAGAAGGGAAGCGAUUAGAUGGGAGAAUACCGCUGGAGCAGAGGAAGAUCGAAUUUGUCUUUGGGGAGGAGUUGGGAAACGUGGAGUGUAGACUUGGAAAAACAGCUGUCCUCGCCCAGGUAACAGCAAGUAUAGUGAAACCGCGAGAAGAUAGACCGUACGAAGGUUUCUUGUUGAUAAAUUCGGAGAUCGGUCCUAUGGCUAGCAGUGUAUACGAGAAUGGAAGAUCAAGCGAUUCAGAGAUCCUCAUAACGCGUCUGCUGGAAAAGUCCAUCCGUCGAACGGAAGCCAUUGACCGCGAAGCUCUAUGUAUACUAGCAGGCGAGAAAGUAUGGCAAUUACGAUUGACUCUACAUUUCCUCAGCGAUUCGGGCAAUCUGUUGGAUUGCGCUUCGCUGGCGAGUAUGAUGGCGUUGAAACACUUUAGGAAACCUGAUGUGGAAGUGAUCGGAGAUGAGGUCAUCAUUCACUCGCCCGAGGAACGAGCACCGGUACCACUGGCCAUACAUCAUACCCCUUUAUGUCUAACUUUUGCAUACUUUGAAAACCUCUCACCGAUUCUCGAUCCUACGCACCUCGAGUCUACAUUGUGCUCCGGUACUUUGACGGUAACGAUGAAUGCUCAAAGAGAGAUCUGCGUACUAUCAAAAGCCGGUGGUACACCUUUGUCUGUCGAGGAAAUCAUGGGGGUAGUCCGAGUAGGCGUGGAUAAAGUUAGAGAUAUGGUUAAGAUCAUGGACGAGGCUUUAGAGAAGGACAGGGAGAAUAGGGUUGUUGAAGUGCAAUGA
Messenger RNA from Kwoniella botswanensis, 846 nucleotides. RefSeq lists its product as uncharacterized. The record is from RefSeq and is a predicted model, not a curated record. Lineage: Eukaryota; Fungi; Basidiomycota; Tremellomycetes; Tremellales; Cryptococcaceae. Gene Ontology annotation, cellular component: nuclear exosome (RNase complex); cytoplasmic exosome (RNase complex). Gene Ontology annotation, molecular function: mRNA 3'-UTR AU-rich region binding. Gene Ontology annotation, biological process: U5 snRNA 3'-end processing; TRAMP-dependent tRNA surveillance pathway; nuclear polyadenylation-dependent mRNA catabolic process. The transcript has 5 exons. The coding region runs from base 1 to 846 and encodes 281 amino acids.